This is a messenger RNA of Diospyros lotus (date-plum), 1863 nucleotides long. Its product is annotated as cytochrome P450 94C1-like. Lineage: Eukaryota; Viridiplantae; Streptophyta; Magnoliopsida; Ericales; Ebenaceae. The record is from RefSeq and is a predicted model, not a curated record. Gene Ontology annotation, molecular function: heme binding; iron ion binding; monooxygenase activity. The transcript has a single exon. Bases 87 to 1601 code for a protein of 504 amino acids.
GAUAUUAGCUUCGCUAGCUUCUCUCUCUCUCAUUGGCUUGUCGUCUUCCUUAUCUGCCUAUCCUGAUAUCCUUUCUUUUUUCAUCCAUGGAGGCCGAAGAUUCCAUUAAGUUGCAGGCUCUCCAUGGCUCCUUCUGGUUGGCCAUCUUAUCUUUUAUCAUAAUCUCCUUUCUCUGCUCGCUCUUACUCUAUUCAGUGAGAUCAAAGCUAAUUUGGUGCAACUGUGAAACGUGUCAAAAUUACAUCAACUCGACCUGGUCAAUCCAAUUCACAAAUCUCAGUGAUUGGUAUACUCAUCUUCUCCGAAUCUCGCCGUCUAAAACCAUCCACGUCCAUGUUCUCGGCAACACGAUCACGGCGAACCCGGAAAACGUGGAGUACAUACUCAAAACAAGAUUCGAGAAUUACCCCAAAGGAAAACCCUUCUCUGCAAUCUUGGGAGAUUUUCUGGGCAGGGGCAUAUUCAACGUAGACGGCGAGUUGUGGAGGUUUCAGAGGAAAAUGGCGAGCCUAGAGCUUGGGAGGGUCUCCAUUCGAUCAUACGCCUUUGAGGUUGUGAAUUGUGAGAUCAAGAGUCGACUGAUCCCGCUUCUGUCGUCGGUGGCAGGCAAAGAAGACGCUGUUUUGGAUCUACAAGACGUGUUUAAGAGAUUUGCUUUUGAUAACAUUUGUAGAUUUUCUUUCGGGUUGGAUCCCAAGUGCUUAGAGUUGUCGCUGCCGAUGUCGGAUUUCGCUCUUUCGUUUGACCUAGCAUCGAGGUUGUCGGCGGAGCGAGCCAUGGCGGUUUCGCCGUGGAUUUGGAAGAUCAAAAGGAAGUUGAAUUUAGGCACGGAGAGGCAGCUAAGAGAAGCCAUCGAGAUAAUUGAUACUCUAGCCCAAGAAGUCAUAAGGCAGAAGCGAAAAUUGGGGUUUUCAGACCACAAAGAUCUUCUUUCCCGGUUCAUGGCAACGGCGACUGAUGAAAAGUUCUACAGAGAUAUCGUCAUAAGCUUCCUCUUAGCGGGUCGCGACACGGUCUCCUCGGCCCUGACUAGCCUCUUCUGGCUCCUAGCGAACCAUCCAGAAGCAGAACUGGCCAUCUUAGUCGAGUCAGAUCGAGUCCUCGGGGCCAACCAAGACCUCCAAAAGUUUGAGCAAAUGAAGGAGCUUCAUUACUUGCAUGCAACAGUCUGUGAGAGCAUGAGGCUGUAUCCACCGAUCCAAUUCGAUUCAAAAUUCUGCCUAGAAGACGACGUUUUGCCGGAUGGAACGUCCGUGAAGGGAGGAACGAGAGUUACCUAUCAUCCCUACGCCAUGGGGCGAAUGGAAGAGAUUUGGGGUCCAGACUGCUUAGAAUUCAAGCCAGAAAGGUGGUUAAGAGAUGGUGUCUUCUUUCAAGAGAACCCUUUUAGGUACCCAGUCUUUCAAGCCGGUGUUAGGGACUGUGUGGGCAAGGAAAUGUCACUGGCGUCGCUCAAAAGCGUCACCCUUUGGCUUUUGCGUCGUUUCCACAUCAAACCAGCUGCACCUGCCCGUGCACUCCAGUUUUCUCCUGGCCUCACCGCCACCGUCAGAGGUGGCCUGCCGGUCACGGUCCGGCCAAGGAUCACCCCUUCAUCAUAGUGCAUAUAUAAAUAUAUAUGUGGCAAGAAACCAUAAAUUUGCAAUUGCAAGGUUAAUUGCCGGAAAUUAGUGCUGAUCUACGAACUAUAUAUAUAUAUAUAUAUUUACAUAUAUGUAUAUGUACACUUAUAUAUUUUAUAUGCCGCCUUGACCAAAUUAAAUCCAACUUGGUUGGUCACUGGCCGGCUGGGAAGAUUUAUCCAAAUACAUAUCUUAUGAAUUAAUGUUGGGUAAGUAUAUAGCUGGUGCUUUUGAUUGGUUC